Plasmodium malariae is the source of this 1344-nucleotide messenger RNA. RefSeq names its product cupin-like protein, putative. The record is from RefSeq and is a predicted model, not a curated record. Gene Ontology annotation, molecular function: 2-oxoglutarate-dependent dioxygenase activity. NCBI's taxonomy places the organism in Eukaryota, Apicomplexa, Aconoidasida, Haemosporida, Plasmodiidae. The transcript is spliced from 13 exons. The coding region runs from base 1 to 1344 and encodes 447 amino acids.
AUGCCUCUAAAAAACGAUUAUGAUGGGUUUUGUUUCCAUAAAGAAAAAUUAAACAAAAUUGAUCGAAUUGAUGAAAACAUAAGCGCAGAGCAGUUUUAUUGUGAUUACAUUAUAAGAAGAAAACCGUGUAUAUUAAGAAGUGAACAUAUAAUUAAAAAUGGACGUAAUAUAGACAUAAAUUUUAUGAAGGAAAAUAUAAAAAAUGUUAAUGUUGAAUUGGAACAAAAGAUAUCAAAUACUUUUGGAAUAGGAAAGAAAAAAGAGAUGAACUUUCACGAUUUUUUGACAUUAAUAGAAGAAGGAAAUACGGAUUAUUAUUUAAAUACGCAAUAUAUAAAAGAAAAUGCUUAUUUUCCAUCUGACCUUUGCAACUCAGUUACUAGCCAAAUGAUAAACUAUCUUCCAAAGCAACUGGAAAUAAUGGGCAAUUUAGAAAUAUACCAAUACAAUAUUUGGCUGGGAAAUAAUAAAGACCAAGAUUUAAAAACAUUUUUGCAUCACGAUUAUCAUGAUAAUUUAUAUGUACUACUAAAAGGAAGAAAAAUAUUUAGGAUAUACAGUCCAAAAUUUGCUCAUGCUUUAAAAACAAAUGGAAAUAUUUACAAGGUUUACAACAAUGGUUUAAUUACCUACUCCCCAUUAAUUAGAAGUGACGGAGCUUAUUAUUUAGAUGUGUACAAAAGAAAGAUGGAUAAAGUACAACGAGAUAUCAGUGCAAUGUCUUUUUAUUUGGACAAAGAAAUCAGUCCAUAUGAACGUAAAAUAUUAGAAAAUUCCAUAAAUAAUGCAGAACAAAAAUAUGACGAACUGGAAAAUAAUAUUUUAAAUUACAAAAUGCGUAAACUUGAAUUCCGUCGUAAAGGGAAUAUUAGACAUGACAUCCCAGAGCAUUUUUGCCUUCUAAACACAAUAGAAAGAAAACCUGAUGAAGAUAUUUUCAGCAAAAAUACCGAUAUAGAGAAAAAAUAUAUUGAAGUCUGCUUGAAUGAAGGGGAUAUAUUAUAUUUGCCCUGCGGAUGGUUUCACGAAGUGAAGUCCUUUUCAAAUGAAAAAUAUCAUUUUGCAUUUAAUUAUUGGUAUUACCCACCAUAUAUGAAAAAGAUUAAAUCCAAAGAAAUUCAAAAUAGGUUUUGUCACCCAUACAUAGACAAAUACUUAAGUGAAAGAAAUAAAAAUUUAUAUAAAAAGAUUAGAAUUCUUAAUAAAGAUAAUUCUUCAGAUAUAUUAGACAUUUUGGCAUAUUACCAUUUUUUGAACGCAAUACAAAGUAAAAAGGAAAAAAAAAAAGAUAAGAAAAGAUUCACACUCUCGAAAAGAAGAAGAUUUGCCCUUUUACCUUUUUAA